Molecule: messenger RNA, 799 nt
Organism: Tympanuchus pallidicinctus (lesser prairie-chicken)
Lineage: Eukaryota; Metazoa; Chordata; Aves; Galliformes; Phasianidae
Product: rho GTPase-activating protein 32-like
Exons: 6
Coding region: 147-755 (202 amino acids)
Biological process (GO): small GTPase-mediated signal transduction
Cellular component (GO): Golgi apparatus; cell cortex; nucleoplasm
Molecular function (GO): GTPase activator activity
Source: RefSeq, a predicted model, not a curated record
AGAACAAUGGGAAGCCCCUGCUGGUCCGUGAGGAGUCAUCUCUUAAUAUCCCAGCUAUUGCUGCUGCCCACGUUAUUAAGAGAUACGUUGCCCAGGCACCGGGUGAACUCUCCUUGGAGGUGGGAGACCUCGUGUGCGUCAUCGAGAUGCCGCCUCAGGAGCUGAGCCCCCGCUGGAGAGGCAAGCACGGCUUUCAGGUUGGAUUUUUCCCUGGUGAGUGUGUGGAGCUCAUUAACGGAAAAAUCCCGGAGUCUCUCAUCAAUUCAGUGCCAAAGCCAGUGCCAAAGAAGCGCGGCAAGCUCCUCACCUUCCUUCGUUCCGUGGUGAAGGCCCGCCCAAAGCAACGGAAAGAGCGGGAGGUGGAGAAGGAGAGGGUGUUUGGCCGUGACCUGGGAGAGCAUCUUCUUCACUCUGGUCGUGAUGUCCCCCAGGUCCUCCAGAGCUGCGCCGAGUUCAUCGAGCAGCAUGGCGUGGUGCAGGGGAUAUACCGCCUGUCCGGCGUGGCGUCCAACGUCCAGAGACUGCGCCAGGAAUUUGAGUCUGAGCAGGUUCCUGAGCUAACCGUCCGCGACGUUCACAGCGCGAGCUCCCUCUGCAAAAUGUACUUCAGGGAGCUCCUGACCCCCCUGCUGACUGACCAGCUGUACGACAAGUUCUCGGUAAGCACCAGGCAACGCCUUUCCUUUCCCUCUUCGCUGGGCCUCUUGGGAGAUGGCUGCAGCAGUGCCCCAGCUCUGAGGCCCUUCUUCUGUUAGCCCCAUGGGGUUUACUCGCAUGUCUUUGCCACAUCCUGCAUCAU